AUGGCAACGCUCUCCGAAGACCUAGUCGACGACAUCCUCUACUUUGCGCGCGCCGGCGAGACCGCCGACCUCGCCACAACCCUCAAGUCCCUCACCGCCGACCCCACCACCACAUUCACAUCCGCCGCACAGGUGCUCGAGCUCGCGCUCGACGAGCACUCGGGCAACAAUGCGCUGCACAUGGCCGCCGGGAACGGGCAUUUCGACAUCGUCAAAGAGAUCCUCUCACACCUGCCCACGCCCGCCAACCAGCACGCGCCGCCGCACGCCGUCGUCGCGCACAAGAACGCCGCCGGCAACACGCCGCUGCACUGGGCGGCGCUGAACGGGCAUGUCAAGAUCGUCGAGGCGCUUGUGGUGGUUGCGAAUGCGGACCCGACGGUGGUGAAUAGUGCGGGGCAUGAUCCGGUGUAUGAGGCGGAACUGAACGAGAAGAUGGAGGUGGUCGAGUGGAUAUUGGGCAACUGCGAGGGGCUGCAGGAGGGGAUUGGGGGUGAGGCGGGGGAGGGGGAGGGGGAGGGAGAGGGAGAGAAGGAGGGCGGGGAGGGGAGUAAGGGUAAGGGUAAGGGGGUGAAUGGGAAUGGGAAUGGGGCGCAGGAUAUCCAGGAGGGUGUGGAGAGGCUGGACCUGUAUAAAGGCGACAGUCGGGAGGCGUAG
Messenger RNA from Morchella importuna, 657 nucleotides. RefSeq lists its product as uncharacterized. The transcript is spliced from 2 exons. Lineage: Eukaryota; Fungi; Ascomycota; Pezizomycetes; Pezizales; Morchellaceae. The record is from RefSeq and is a predicted model, not a curated record. The coding region runs from base 1 to 657 and encodes 218 amino acids. Gene Ontology annotation, molecular function: protein binding.